AGAGCAGGAAAGGCGACGCUCCGAAGAUGUCCUGGCAGGCAUACGUGGACAACCAGAUCUGCUCCCAAGUGCAGUGUACGGUUGCUGCUAUCGCCGCGCUGGCGGAUGGCGCUAUCUGGGGCAAGUACGAGAAGGAUCCCAAAACGGCGAAAGUGACGCAGAAAGAGCUGAAGACUAUUGCUGACACGAUGAAGACGAAGCCAAGCAACUUCAACGAGAAUGGCAUCUUCAUAGGAGGUACCAAGUACGUCUGCUUAUCGGCCGAGAAGACUCUGGUGCGGGGCCGCAAGGGCAGUUCCGCCUUCAUCGCUGUCGCAACCAGCGCUUGUCUCCUGGUUGCCGCUACCGUCGAUGGUUUUCCCCCCGGCCAGCUCAACACAGUGGUCGAAAAGCUGGGUGACUACCUCAGGAGCAACGGCUACUAGACAGCCAACAGCGGCGACGGCGGCGCCCACGAAGCAGCGUUCGUCUAUUCCUUGCGACUAAGCCUCCAGAGCCACAACACACGCCUUCACCACCUGUCCAUAAGCCUACCCGCCCCGGUAUGUUCCCUCACCGUAAGCCUACCUACGCCUGUCAUCCAUCUCCACCUUCCCUAAGCCUCCCGAGCCUCGGCAUCAGCCUUUACUCGCCCCUAAGACUACCGCACACCAGCAUACGCCUUCACGGACUCCAAGCCUACCGGACUCUUGCACCCGCCUUCACAGGCCCCUAAGCCUACCGGUCUCCUGCACCCGCCUUCACAGACCCUUAAGCCUACCGGUCUCCUGCACCCGCCUUCACGGACCCCUUAGCCUACUGGUCUCCUGCCCUCGCCUUUACGGACCCCUUAGCCUACCGCUCUUCUGCCCUUGCCUUCACGGACCCCUUAGCCUACCGGUCUCCUGCACUCGCCUUCACGGACCCCUCAGCCUACCGGUCUCUUGCACCCGCCUUCACGGACCCCUUAACCUACCGGACUCCUGCACCCGCCUUCGCAGACCCCUUUGCCUACCGAUCUUCUGCAGCCGCCUACGCGGACCCCUUAGCCUACCGAUCUUCUGCAGCCGCCUACGCGGACCCCUUAGCCUACCGGUCUCCUGCACCCGCCUUUGCCGACCCCUUAGCCUACCGGUAUCCUGCAUCCGCCUUCGCGGACCCCGAAGCCUACCGGUCUCCUGCAUCCGCCUUCGCGGACCCCGAAGCCUACCGGUCUCCUGCAUCCGCCUUCGCGGACCCCGAAGCCUACCGGUCUCCUGCAUCCGCCUUCGUGGACCCCUAAGCCUUCCGCACACCGGCACCUGUAUUCACGGACCCCUAAGCCUUCCGCACACCGGCACCUGUAUUCACUGGCCCCUAAGCCUUCGGCACAUCGUCACCGAGCCCGGGCCUCUGCUUUCUCCUACCCCUAAGCCUAUCAUGCCCCAGCCUGAGACUAGCGAGACCUGGGGUCUGCCUUCAGAUUUCUAAACUUGCCGAACCUCUGUACCUGCCUCAACUACCUCCGCCUACCGCAAACCCGGUUACCAAUCUAACUGGCCCAUUAUCCUGCUGAUGUCUAUCUCUGGAUGUUCCUGCCAAGCACCCGCUACGAGUUCUGGCCGCGGGACAAGUCAUUCGUAUUUUUUCAUUGUAUUCUUCAGCCCCUUUUUCAUCCCAGACUCCUGCAGCUAUUCUCCCGAACACUGGUUUCCAAGGGCAAGGUGGCACGCGACAGCCAAGGAAUGAAGACGCUCGUGCUUCGGGCGUGGAACUGCCGAUUUUUUUAUGCGCCGCCUCUCCGUCUCGUGGUAGUUUCUUUUUUUCUUUUUCUUCGCUUUGUCUUCCUGCUCAUGUUGCGUGUUUGUAAAAAAAAUAAAACCCGCAGCUACAUUGAAGGGUGCGGUCACGCUGUGUACCUGAAGUGCCCAUUAAAAUAAAUUUUCUUUAUUAAGAGUG
Rhipicephalus microplus (southern cattle tick) is the source of this 1917-nucleotide messenger RNA. RefSeq names its product profilin. Lineage: Eukaryota; Metazoa; Arthropoda; Arachnida; Ixodida; Ixodidae. Gene Ontology annotation, cellular component: cell cortex. The record is from RefSeq and is a predicted model, not a curated record. Gene Ontology annotation, molecular function: actin monomer binding.